Messenger RNA from Symbiodinium sp. CCMP2592, 2031 nucleotides. Lineage: Eukaryota; Dinophyceae; Suessiales; Symbiodiniaceae. The record is from the annotation of a GenBank genome assembly.
AUGGCUAGUGAUAGCGACAGCAGCAGCAGCAGCUCGGCAUCCAGUGCUUCUCCCUCAGCAGCCAGAAAAGCUCAGCAAACCCAGGCUUCAAAAAAGCGCAAGGCGGCUGAGGCCCGGAUGUUACCGAUCCUCGACACCGGUGGCUGCUCUGAUGCAGCGAGCACAGAGGGGGAUGAGAAGUGCAUCGCGUGGGGAAAAUACAGAAAAGUGCAGUCCGCCUCUGGCGUGGUCCGGGUGCCAGUAGGAGCCUCAGACGGAAUCUGCCGAAACGUCUAUCGCUUGUUGGGCUUCCCCCACAAAUAUGGUUCGCAGGCAGAGUACCUCAAGAAAGUAGAAGCUAAGCAAGUGGAUCAUGAUGAGUUUUUGAAGAGUCGUGCAGAGUACGUGAAAAAAAUGAAGAAAGGUGGCCAGGCAGGGGCUCGCACCAAGAAGCGUGAAAAGGAGGACUUGAAGACCGCCUCUACCUUAAAGACGGUGAAAGAUACGGGCGUGAGAUUCGAAGGUCCCUUGAUGCAGUUCAUCGAUAUCACCCAAUGGGAUGCCAAGGAGGACGGCGUUCUGGACGAGACCAAAAUCGUGGAAGAGGCAGGCUUUUUGUCGCAGGAGAUCAACGGUGAAACCGUCAAAGGAAUCUACAAGAUGAGAGGAAGAAGGGGUUGUUAUGAUGUCAGGAACUUCGACACGAAAAAGGCCCGGACGGAGACGGAAGAACACUCCAAGAAGGAUUCGAAAGCCAUGUUCGCUGACCAGGCCCUCGCCAAUAAGAAAGUGGCCAUACAGGCGGCAUUCACUGAGACUCAUCAGGAACGUGUCUCCAAGGCUGUUGAGGCAGCUCCCACGUCUUAUGAUGCAGAGGGCAUCCUGGCCCUGUUGCAAAGCUCUGUUCUUGGAGGAAAUGCAACAGCGGCCUCCGGCCUGGCAAAACCUGCAGACAACGACCAAAAGGAGUCGGAUGGUUCUGAUGAGUCAAAUGCAGAGCUGGAUGAGUCAAGUUCCGAAAGUGACGAUGAGGGCAAAGCUCAGGAACGUUUGCAAAGCUUGGCAGGAAAGAAGAAAGCUAAAGCGAAAUCUCAACCGAAAGCCGCUCCCAAAGCAUCGACCGCGAAGGCAGGGCCAACAAGAUCGACAGUUUCAGUCUCAUUGCCACCAGUGGAAAAGACACAAUCGCAGCAGCCGUCUAAAGCAAGCGCUCCGAGCCAGCCAGCGAAGAAGCCGAGUUCCGAUGAUUUCGGUGCCGUCGCUUCGCCAGCAAAGACGUUGAACUUGGACGGUCGUGGCAUGAGAUUGAAAGACAGCCUCAAGAAGGAGCUUGCGGAGCUCAAGCUCAAGUUCGAGGGUCAGCUCGGUUUUGGAAAUGACUACAACUUCUUGGACAAGAAGGAGCAUGCCGCCCGACAGCGGUCUUUGACCGGGGUGUCAAAUUCCGUCCAGAACUCCAUGCGUCGUAUUGAGAACAGUCCAAACAAAGUCUCUUUCGAGUCGGAGAUUGAGGGUUUUGAGUCAUUGCGGUCGCUCGUCCAACAUGCUUUGGACUUGAACACGGCCUUGGCUUCGACCACUGGCGGUCCCAAAGCCAUUGAGGAUCUGUACGAAUGUUUGAAAGAGAACGGGCUCAUUCGUGUUGGAUCCUGUUUUUGGUUUAAGCUCUUGGAGUGCAAAUUGAAUGAGAAGAUCCUCUUCAAAAACCUUUCGGAUUAUGUUGGCGUGCUUUGCGAAGACAGCAAAGAGGUUUGUGCUCUGAAUGAUCUGGGGGUCUCGGACAAUGUCCGCGAGUUUGUGCAUGCGGACGUCGAAAGUCGGAUGACGACCUUUUUGGGCAAGGAGGACGUGUUGAAAGAUGGGUCCUGGGGGCGGAACCAGGCUAGGAACCUGGCUUCGGAAGUAUGUGACCAGAAGAGCAACAGCCUAUUUGAGAAUGUCAUAUUCACGUGCGAGCUGACCCGUGAUCUGCUCGCAGAUGAUAUCUCGGGAAUGGCCAGUGCCUUGGAGAGGUUUGCAAAAGUGGCAGAGGAGGAUGUCUUAGAGGAUGGA